AUGGCUCGGAAAUUCGAUGCCAGCUCACCAAGCGCUGAGGGCGAGUUGCGCAUCCGACUCGACACGACCUACCUCGAGCUACCACGGCCGACGCUCGGCUCUGUGCGGCGCUCCUACGAGGGCAUAAACGCGCUCGCGCUCCUGGCGUCGGAGCGCCAUCCCGACGCCGUCAGGCCCAAGCACGCGCACUGGACGAUCGCGCCCGCGGCGGCCGCCGACGCUGAUGUCGACAUUCUCUCCGUGCAGAAGACGCAGCAGUGGGAGACUCCUCUCCCGGUCUGGGAGUACGUGUCUGCUCGAUGGGCAGUGGACUUUGACGCGUGCGCGUCGCCGAUCAAUGCGCUCGCGCCGCGGUACUCCACAGUUGACGACGACUUCCUUGCGCGCGAGGACUUAAAGGACAUCACCAUCUACUGCAACCCGCCGUACGCGCUCGACCGGUACGGCACCGGAAGCUGCGCCGCCAUCGAGCCGUUCGUGCGCAGACUGGUCGAGCUGGCGAGCACGCGAGGCUGCACCUGCAUCGCGCUCGUCCCGGUGCUCUCGCACCAGUCGUGGUUUCACACCUGCGUUACGGGCGCGGCGAGUGGCGGGCGCGCGGCUCACGAGAUCCACUGGGUGCAGGGGCUGCUCAAAUGGAACAACCCGUUCCAUGAGAGGGAGCCCGCGUCGCCCUACAUCUAUCCGUUUGCACUCUGUGUGUGGCGGCCGGGGGCGCCGCCUGAUCUGGGCGACUCGCAGUAUGGCUCGUGCGACGCGCAUGAGUACGUUAUGCAUUUUACUUGA
Emiliania huxleyi CCMP1516 is the source of this 786-nucleotide messenger RNA. RefSeq lists its product as hypothetical. The record is from RefSeq and is a predicted model, not a curated record. NCBI's taxonomy places the organism in Eukaryota, Haptophyta, Isochrysidales, Noelaerhabdaceae. Gene Ontology annotation, molecular function: site-specific DNA-methyltransferase (adenine-specific) activity; DNA binding. The coding region runs from base 1 to 786 and encodes 261 amino acids. The transcript has 4 exons.